AUGGCAGGUACUAGUAGUAGAAGCAACAAUGAUGGUGAUACUGCAAUGGCAAUAUGCAAAUCUAUUCUAGGUGCUUUCUUCGGUUUAUGCGGCUUAAUGCUCUUAUCCUUAGUUCUUCGCCCGUCUAAUCCUGAAUGCUAUAUAGAGAAACUUUACAUUCCUCCUCUCGACAAAGCCUCAUCAUCAAAUGAUUCCCAAAUCAUCAAUUCCACAUCCAUAGAUUUCGAUCUUACAUUUUCGAAUUCUGAUGAUGUCGCCAAGUUUUUCUAUGUUGAUACCAUUAACAUGACGUUUUAUUACUGCGGGAAUAACCUAAGUUUGGCCAUUGCAAAUAUGUCUCUACCUAAGUUUAAUCUUGCACAUAAAGGUGCUGCUCAUCGUGUCGAGACAAUUGAGGCUUUUGGGGUACCUUGA
This is a messenger RNA of Papaver somniferum (opium poppy), 414 nucleotides long. RefSeq lists its product as uncharacterized. The transcript has a single exon. The record is from RefSeq and is a predicted model, not a curated record. Lineage: Eukaryota; Viridiplantae; Streptophyta; Magnoliopsida; Ranunculales; Papaveraceae. Gene Ontology annotation, biological process: defense response to other organism. The coding region runs from base 1 to 414 and encodes 137 amino acids.